Messenger RNA from Symbiodinium sp. CCMP2592, 420 nucleotides. Lineage: Eukaryota; Dinophyceae; Suessiales; Symbiodiniaceae. The record is from the annotation of a GenBank genome assembly.
AUGCUGGUUGUGGGUCCAAGCCCCCUUGAACAAGACAGGACUUGUAUUGCAGGUAGAACUUGCAACGCAGAGCGGAUUCGUGGGCAGAGCCUCCGUGCCUCUGACAGACUUCAGAUUCUCGCGACUGGUGGUGGGACGGUGCCACUGCGCUUUCCGAUGAACGGACUCAUUCUACCCGACCUCAAUGCGUCUCAGCCACCCAGUGGUAUGGGACUUGGAUCCGAGAUCGUCUCCGCGCCGGGUGGCCUGUACAGGCUGUGCUGGUGCAGUGGCUUGAAGCCGUCUGGCUGCUUGCGUGGCACGGAUUUCCAAACUGAUCUGGGUGCCAUGACCAUAUUGGGGGUCAGUCCCCUCCAGCAAGACCGAACGUGCAUCAGCGGCAGAGUAUGGGCUGUGGAUUCUCUGCUGGGGCUUGAGUGA